AUGUCGUCUAAUAUAAUCAACAUUACAAUUUCUGCUGCUGUUCUUGGUGGGUUUUAUUUAUACUCUCCAGACCUUUUUCCUAUAAUAGCAGCACUUGUUUCUAUUGCUUUUGGAAUUAAGCAUUUAUUCGUUAAUAAGUCAAAAGAUGCAGCCUUAAAUCCGGAACAAUGGAAACAGUUUCCUCUCGUGAAAAAAAUAACAAUUAGUCACAAUGUUGCCCUGUACCGUUUCGGUUUACCCAAUCCUGAUGAUAUUUUAGGUCUUCCGAUUGGACAGCAUAUUUCAGUACAAGCGGAGAUUGGUGGAAAGCCGGUUCAACGUAGUUACACACCAACAAGUUCCGAUGAUGAUAUUGGACACUUUGAUCUUGUCAUAAAGACUUAUCCAAAUGGCAACAUAUCGAAGUGGUUCGAUAGUCUUGAAGUAGGACAAAUGAUUACUGUUAAGGGUCCUAAAGGUCAAUUUAAGUAUAAACCAGGCUUAGUGAGAGCUUUAGGAAUGAUUGCUGGUGGUACUGGCAUAACACCAAUGUUACAGAUUAUCCGAGCAAUUUGCAAAAAUCCGGCAGAUAAGACGCGUGUCAGUCUUAUAUUUGCAAAUGUAACAUAUGAUGAUAUUCUUCUAAAAGACGAGUUAGAUUCACUCGCUGCUCGUCACGAAAAUUUUACCGUGUUUUAUUCAUUAGAUAAACCUCCAGAAGGUUGGACAGGUGGAUCCGGGUUUGUUACUCCUGAAGUUAUACAAAAAUAUUGUCCAAGUCCUUCUGAUGAUAUCAAGAUAUUGUUAUGUGGUCCCCCUCCUAUGGUUAAUGCCAUGGCUAAACAUUGUGAAGCCUUAGGAUACAAUAAACCCAGAACUAUUUCAAAAUUAGAG
This is a messenger RNA of Racocetra persica, 873 nucleotides long. The record is from the annotation of a GenBank genome assembly. NCBI's taxonomy places the organism in Eukaryota, Fungi, Glomeromycota, Glomeromycetes, Diversisporales, Gigasporaceae.